This is a messenger RNA of Contarinia nasturtii (swede midge), 3342 nucleotides long. Its product is annotated as solute carrier family 26 member 10-like. The transcript is spliced from 12 exons. The record is from RefSeq and is a predicted model, not a curated record. Gene Ontology annotation, cellular component: membrane. The coding region runs from base 816 to 2843 and encodes 675 amino acids. Gene Ontology annotation, molecular function: bicarbonate transmembrane transporter activity; oxalate transmembrane transporter activity; sulfate transmembrane transporter activity. Lineage: Eukaryota; Metazoa; Arthropoda; Insecta; Diptera; Cecidomyiidae. Gene Ontology annotation, biological process: transmembrane transport.
CAAAUUGACUUUCAAACAAUAACAAUAUCAUAAAUUUCUUCGGUACACGUCGUUCGUUGUGUUGUCUAUGAUUCGUUCUGUUCUCACGGGCGGUCAGUGUAAUAUAAUAUAUUGUUGUGUGCAAUCUCUAUUAUUUUAAUUUGUCGUUAAAAUCUUGAAUUAAAAUAUUUUCAGUUUUAUUGAAUCGUUUGUUAACACUUAAAACUCAACGACUUAUUCACAAAUCAUUUGAUGAAUAGAAAAUAAUCAAAACGACGAUACGAUUGAGAAAUUGAUUUGCUGCAUAUCAUCACAAUUUAAAAAAAAUAUACAUAUGCAAUGUUAUGAAUUGAAGUGAUAAGAUCACGGAAAACUCUCUUAAAUUAUUGGUGGUCAAUUGAAAUGUGUUUUGUUUAAAUUAUCUCUUCGGGUGGUGAUAAACGAUUUCGUUCGAUUUUACUACAAGGCGCUUGAUAGCACAUCGUACAGUUCUGAAUAUCAAUUCAACGAAAUCGAUUGUGUAACGCGGUCACAAAUUGGCUGAUACGACUUAAUAAAUUUCAAUGUUCGAGCACAAAACUUAAUUGUAAGAAAAAAGAAACGAUUUUAAUCUCAUUGAUGUGAUAUUUAAAAUGAGGCGAAAAUACUUCGGAAAUUAAAUAAGGAAUUCUUAAAAUAAGCGUUAACAUCUCAAUCGAAAAAGGUUGUCCGUCGAUUUCAGUCAAUAAUUAUUACGUACAACAUACAAUAUUUUAUUUUCAACGUUUUUUUUUUGGUUUGUACUUGCCAUUUCUUACACACAGCUGUAAUUACAUUAUUUAUUGCGUCAAUAAACUAUGGAUGAAGAUAAUAGUGACUAUGAAAAAAAAGAGUCCAUCAAUGAAUACACACAUUUGCCCAUUUAUUCGGUGAAUCGACUGGUGCUACGGCAAGAAGACAUUGCAGAACAUGGUGGUUAUCAGAAACAAGUGCAAUUAAAUUAUGCUGAUAAUGUCAAAAAAUCAUGUUUCAAUUUUAAUAUUGUACAAUUUCUACUUAAUCUAAUUCCCGUGCUAAGAUGGUUACCGAAAUAUUCGCUGAAACAAGAUUUGCCCGGCGAUUUAUCAGCCGGAAUCACAGUUGCUGUGAUGCAUAUACCCCAAGGAAUGGCGUACGGUUUAUUGGCCGGUGUUAGUCCGAGCUCAGGUUUAUAUAUGGCGUUUUUUCCAACUUUAAUUUAUUUUCUAUUUGGUACUUCUCGACACAUUUCGGUCGGAACAUUGUCUGUUAUUAGUCUUAUGACAUUAAAAGUAGUUCAAACCUAUGGAACUGAUGUGAGUGGAUCGCAUCCAAAUUUAAACAGUACAACAGAACCAACACUGAUGUCCAUAAAUCAGGUGGAACAUUAUACAAACAUACAAGUUGUUACUGCAUGCGCUUUUAUGUGCGGAAUACAUCAGAUUUUGAUGUCGUUCUUUCGAUUGGGCAGUUUGGCAGCUUUACUUAGCGAGCCAUUGGUUAAUGGUUUCACAACCGGUGCUGCUGUUCACGUUACCGUUAGUCAGUUAAAAGACUUGUUUGGUAUUGAGAUACCACGACACAAAGGAGCCUUCAAAAUUAUUUAUACCAUAUUGGAUUGGAUUCCACAAAUUCCAAAUUCGAAUGUGACAACCAUCAUUAUGUCAGGCUGUGUAAUUUUGUUUAUGGUGAUCAUGAAUGAAAUACUGAAACCUCGAUGUUCGAAAAUGUGCAAGUUUCCAUUACCAGCCGAAUUGAUAGCGGUGGUUGGCGGUACUUUAAUCUCGAGUUUAUUGAAUUUGGGCACCGAACACCAUGUUAAAUUAGUUGGUUUCAUUCCGAUGGGCUUACCAUCGCCGGAACUACCACCAAUCAAAUUGCUUUGGGCAGUUUCAGUGGAUUCAAUUGCCAUUGCUAUUGUUAGUUAUACGAUUACAAUUUCGAUGGCGUUAAUAUUUGCGAAAAAACAAAACUACGAAGUUCGACCAAAUCAAGAGUUAUUAGCAAUGGGUCUAUCGAAUAUCGUGGGCGGUAUGUUUUCAUGCAUACCAAAUGCAACAAGUUUGUCAAGAUCUUUAAUCCAAGAACAAACCGGUGGUCGAACUCAAAUUGCAUCUGUUGUAUCGUCGUUUCUUAUUUUAAUCAUUCUUUUGUGGAUUGCACCAUUUUUCCAAAUGUUACCAAGAUGCGUUUUAUCGGGAAUUAUUGUGGUUGCGCUUAAAGGAAUGUACACACAAGCGUUGCAAUUAAAAAGGUUUCAUCAAGAGUGCAAAAUCGAAUCAUUGACUUGGCUUGUGACAUUUGGGGCUGUUGUUUUAGUUGAUGUUGACAUUGGGCUCUUCUUCGGAUUGAUGACAUCAUUGUUUGCAAUCUAUAUCAAAGGUUGGCGAUCACAAUGUGCUAUGCUCGGUGCAAUUAAUGACACUGGCAUCUAUGUGAAUCUUGCCACGCACAAUAAAGCCGUUGAAGUGGCAAAUAUAAAAAUUUUCCAAUACAUUGGUGCGAUCAAUUUUUCAUCGGCCAGCUCAUUUAAACGAUCGCUGUACAAAAAUGUUGGCGAAAUUCGACCAAAUACCACCGAACUUAAUGGAAAUGUUGAUGGUGUUUUGAAAAAAUUACAACCGCAUGCGGUUAUUGUGGAUCUAUCGUGUGUAUCAAAUAUUGAUAUGGCUGCAUGCAGAGCAUUUGCUGAAAUUCAAACCGAUUUUCUUAUAUCGAAUACCGUUAUGUAUUUAUGUGGACCGAAUGAUCGUUUAGUUGAUGCCAUUCAACAUGCUGAACAUUUAUCGGUGGGAAAAUUCUCAGUCUUUCCAACGAUUCAUGACGCUGUAUUAUAUUUUCAAAGUUCAGCAGCUGAUAAUGUUUGAAAAAAUAUCAUGAUAAUUCGUUUUAUAUGGACAGUAUCAUCCAGUGCAUAAGUGAUGGAUAAAUAUAGACAAAAUAUUUGGUAUGAGGUCUGAGUGGCAUGAAUUUGAAUAUUAAAAUUAUGUGGACAAUUCCAUGAGUAGCAUUUCUAUUUUUUUUUUUUUUUGGAAUCAUGUUCUACUUGAAUUUGUUGAUUUUGUUUUUGUGAUAACCUAACAGUUACUAACAAAGAGUUCAAAUCAAUUAAUAGCCUUAUAGCAAAUGGAUAAAUUAUUUUUGAAAAAAGAGCCAAUUGUUACUUAUAUACACAUUUAUUGUAUAUAAAUUGAAUAUAUUUUUUGUAAAUGUUAUUAAACGAAUGCCAAAAAAUAGCGAAAGAUACUAAUUCACACCUUGUUUUCAAAAUGAUGCAUAUUAUUUUUAGAAUACAUUAUUGUACUUUAUAAAUUUGUAUUAGAUACGAAUUAAAAUCAUAUAAUAAAUUUAUAUACUUUAAUGUAA